Messenger RNA from Suillus clintonianus, 506 nucleotides. RefSeq lists its product as uncharacterized. NCBI's taxonomy places the organism in Eukaryota, Fungi, Basidiomycota, Agaricomycetes, Boletales, Suillaceae. The record is from RefSeq and is a predicted model, not a curated record. Bases 39 to 455 code for a protein of 138 amino acids. The transcript has 3 exons.
UCCACGUUAAACUUGAACGUACACCUUGAACUCCAGAAAUGACCACCUCACAGGAAAUAUCCACCGUACACGAUGCGCCACUCAAAAGCAGUGAUUCAGCAUCACCAACGGUGAUAUACCACCCUCCGACACUGCAUAUACCUCUUCCAAUUCCACAUAUUGUCAAUUCCGCUACUGGGGGUGCCCAUUACUCUGGAGCGCCUGUGUCUGACAGCGAUGAACAAAUUGUUACGUCUCCUGUAAAUCCAAGUCCAUCCAUGCAAGGGGAUGAUAUGAUUCGGGAUCGCAUCAUGGCUGAACUGAAGGAGUUGUACUGUUGUCGGCCAUCAAAGGAGAUUUUUGAAAGAACUUGGAGGCCCGAUGCAGUUUUUGAGGAUCCUUUGGUCAAAUGCGAGGGUUAUGAACAAUAUGCUCCUCAGUGGUUUGCCAUGGCGAGUCAUCGUGCUUUCAACUGAAAUGUCAAAGUCUCAUAGUGGGGCCUCAGGCAAAGAUUUUUUCGAAAUCAG